This is a messenger RNA of Linnemannia hyalina, 576 nucleotides long. The record is from the annotation of a GenBank genome assembly. NCBI's taxonomy places the organism in Eukaryota, Fungi, Mortierellomycota, Mortierellomycetes, Mortierellales, Mortierellaceae.
AUGGCAGCCCUGACACCAAAGACAAUCUCCGGAAUCCAAGAACGGGAAGACGAGCGUGUCAUCCCAAUGACCCGCCGUCCCGACGGCACAUUCAGGAAAGAGCGCAAAGUCCGUCCAGGUUACACCCCUCCAGAAGACGUUACAAAAUACACCAACAGAGUUCUAGAGUCCGUCCGCCCUACUCCCCCUCCUCCCCCUCCUCCACCUGUCGACACCACCCCAAAGUCAAAGGCACAGCUCAAGAACGACAAGAGGAAAGCCAAGCGCAAGGAGGAGGCCGUUGCCGCAGAGUUGGCAGGAUACCCUACCGCAACCGCCACCAACAACAACGAUACGCCUAAAUCCUCAACGACAACAAGUGACUCGACCACUGCUGCUGCUACUGACUCGACGGAAGCCCCUGCGACUGGCCCUGUAGACCCUGAGAAAAAACUGCGAGCGCUGAACAAGAAACUGAGACAGGUCGAGCAAUUGAAGGAGCGUCAGGCCAAGGGCGAGACCAUGUUGCCAGAACAGCUCGAAAAGAUUGACAAAAUGGAUGAUCUCCUCGCCCAGAUCGCAGAACUGUCUCUCUAG